Messenger RNA from Aspergillus ruber CBS 135680, 1058 nucleotides. RefSeq lists its product as uncharacterized. The coding region runs from base 148 to 858 and encodes 236 amino acids. The record is from RefSeq and is a predicted model, not a curated record. NCBI's taxonomy places the organism in Eukaryota, Fungi, Ascomycota, Eurotiomycetes, Eurotiales, Aspergillaceae. The transcript is spliced from 2 exons.
AAACAUUUCUACAUUUUACUAGCUUGAUGCAUACUACGACUAUCUUUCGGAUUUGCAUCCCUCUUCCCCGACUUGCCUCGUGUUUCUUGUACAACUGCAUUUGCCUCCUAAAUUGUUAUAUACACUACCACCUGCCACCACCGCCAGAUGUCUUACAGAAACAUACCUUCUUCUCAGCCACAUCGCCGGCCUCGCUCGUCCCAAGGUCCACCUUCGUAUACUACCACACCCGCAGUUGAGUCACCGCUGCACCUCAACCCGAGCCCGGGUCUAUUGCAGAACCACCUCUCCAUCCCCGCUCGGGACCCUUCGGGCUUCGCAGAUCCAAAUACUACUACUGGCCCUGUCCCCAGCAUAGCGGGCGAUUUUGGGAACCUCGACACAGUUCCGAGGGGUGGUGUUCGUGGCGCGCGCAGCUUCUCAUCUCCGUCGCCGGCAAUUGGUUUGAAUACGGGACCGACUGGGUCGCCAUUUUUAUCGCCGAGAGCUUAUCCUGGGGGACAGUCUCCGCAGAGUCGUGGACAAUUGGCGGCGUCAGAUUCCAGAUAUAGCACAGCGAGAUCUGUCGCGGUCGGGUCGGAGUACUUGUCGGGGAAUAUGGCGCACGAGGCACAUAACUGGGGCUGGCAAGGACGGCCGUCACAUCCGCAUCUUCAACAGGGACCUAUGGGUUUUGAUCAACCGUAUUCACCGCAGCAGUCGGUGCCACCGGGGGGUUUUCCUAUUGAUUAUGAUGCGAGGCAUGGUACUCCACGGAGUUAUUAUCAGUCGUCGUCGUAUCUUUCGGUCCCUAGUCAUGGGCUUCCUCAAGGUGCUCAUCAUCCGAGGAGGUAUCUUGAUCGCCUUUGCUCGUUAUAGUAUGAAGCGAGAACUGACGAGAGUAGUGUUUCAAUGUCGUACGCAUACCCCAGUAGUUCGGUAACUGGGACCCUUCCAUCCAUGUCAGAUCAAUCCUUCCUGCCCUCGUGCGUUGUACUACUUUCGAUGAGAAGGGUAUCCUGGCUAACUGCUGCAGAUCACCCCCGUACUUUGUCCAACAACCCGAAUACUACCUCCCA